AUGGACGCAUACAUCAAUGAGCUUCUGGCUGAAUUUAAACCACGACGCCCCACAAGGGCUCCUCCCCCACCACCUACGGAACUUAAGUGGGAUGAAACGAAGGCAGCUAGAGACCCGCAACGGCCGGGCAAGUAUCCCACUGAAGACGGUCUUGAGUAUGUGGGGGUGAGCGCACCCACACCGCUCUCCCAGCUGGAACGAGCAGAGCGUCAGAACGACCUUGCUAUCAACGUGUACGGUUGGGAAGGCGACGUUGUUCCUUGCCGUCUGAGCAAAGUAGAGAGAGCUCGCAAGACUGUGAAUCUCUUCCUCGUCUCGGAUUCGAAAAACCCCGAGAAAUACCACUACACUUGGAUAAAGGACUUCAACCGCCUUCUCAACCGGGAAUCGAAGAAUGGCCAACGGCUUCACUUCUGUGAGCGUUGCCUUCACGGCUUCACCAGGCAGGAUUUGCUGGAAGAGCAUAAGCCUGAAUGUCGAGGCACUAACCAGGCCGCGGUUGCCAUCAGAAUGCCAACCCCCGGAAAAAACAACAAAAUCCGCUUUGAGAACUACCACAAGCAACUCAAAGCGCCCUUCAUAAUCUACGCCGACUUCGAGAGUCCGGUCUGCAAAAUCGAGGGCCCCGCGCUUAACCCUGAAAAGAGCAAAACCCAGCAAACCUCCCGACACGAGGCAUGCGGCUACUUAUUCAUAGUCGUUCGUUCAGACGGGGAAACGCUGCCACCGCAGCUCUGCCGAGGGCCCGACGCAGCCAAGAAUUUCCUGGAAGCGCUCCAAGAAGAAGAGCGUAAGAUCAAGACGUUGUUGGCUAACCCCGAGCCUAUGCACAUGACAGGAAAGGACUGGGGGAGCCACAAGAAAGCCACAAAUGGCCACGUCUGCAGCAAGCCCUUCGAAGACGAUUCCGUGCAAGACCACUGCCACAUUACUGGCAAGUACCGAGGUGCGGCCCACAAUGAGUGCAACCUGAAGUUGCGGCUCAGCCAGAAGACGACAACCAUACUGGUUGUCUUCCACAAUCUGCGGGGCUACGACAGCCACCUGAUCAUGCAGAAUAUCGCAGAGACUAAAGGGAAGGUCACCUGCAUCCCUAACAACGCUAAGAAAUACAUUUCGUUCAUUAUCGGCCAGCUUCGAUUUAUCGACAGCACCCAGUUCAUGCUCUCAAGCUCGGAUGGCCUGGUGAAAGCCAGUGACCCGCGAGACAUGCGCAUCACACCAGACUACGAGCCGAACCUCCAGAGGCGUACCCUCUUGCUCCGGAAGGCGGUCUACCCCUACGAGUGCAUAGACGGCUGGCCCCGAUUCGACGAGGAAGCCCUCCCGCCGAAGGAGGCUUUCUACAGCAAGCUCUCGGGCGAAAGCAUUACCGACGGCGAGUACGCCCACGGAAAAAGGGUUUGGGAUGCCUUCGGCUGCGCAAGCCUCGGCGACUACCACGACCUCUACCUUCGGACCGAUGUCCUCCUCCUCGCCGACAUCUUCGAGAACUUCCAAAAGCUGUGCCUCGAGCGAUACCGGCUAGACCCGGCCCACUAUUACACGAGCCCGGGCCUAAGCUGGGACGUUCUCCUCAAGCACACAGGGGUUGAGCUCGAGCUGCUCACCGACAUCGACAUGCAUCUCUUUAUCGAGAAGGGCCUGCGCGGCGGCAUCAGCAUGGCAAGCAGGCACUUCGCCAAAGCCAACAACCCCCAGGGUGCCAGACUACGAUAUGGGGAAGCCCCAAAGCUGGAUCCAGUACUACGACGCUAG
Xenia sp. Carnegie-2017 is the source of this 1758-nucleotide messenger RNA. RefSeq lists its product as uncharacterized. Lineage: Eukaryota; Metazoa; Cnidaria; Anthozoa; Malacalcyonacea; Xeniidae. The record is from RefSeq and is a predicted model, not a curated record. The transcript has a single exon. The coding region runs from base 1 to 1758 and encodes 585 amino acids.